AUGCAGUCAGAAUACAAAGAAAAACAAGAAGACGCUAAAGGUAAGCUUCAAAGCGAUAUUCAAUGUGCAUUUUGCUAAUUUAGUGAGCAAAGAACAUUUCUCCAUACAACGUCUUAUAAUUUUCUUGUUGUAUGAAUAAUUAAUUAGCUAAGUAGGAAAAUGUUGUUGAGGGCUCUCAUAGUGAGCUUGGGCUACCUGUAAUAAUAUAUGUACAGUAUCAAAUGAGAAACAUUCGGGGAAACAAGGUUUUAAGAAGUUAUAUUUACAAGACAAAGUGAAUUGUCUUUUCUAUGUGCAAUGAAAUGUAAUUAUAUGUGUAUUUAGAUCCUUGCCCUUAUUGCUAUUGUCACAUGAAAAGGCUAAGUAUAGCCCUAGAAACCAAGGUAUCUGCCAAGUAUAGUUGACCCAAGAAUUCUGAUGUUUAUAUUUGGGUUUAAGGUAAUAUAAGGGUCAAAAGUUACUAGAGAACAUUUUAUUGAAAAUUAUUUCAGCUUUGAGAUUGGUCGGAGGAUCCACGAGCUCAGAAGGAAGAGUUGAAGUGUUUCAUAAUAACAUCUGGGGAACAGUUUGUGAUGACUCCUGGGAUAUAAAUGACGCACGUGUCAUUUGCCGUCAGUUGGGGUAUCGUGACGCUAUUAGCUCUCCAGGGUCUGCUCGAUUUGGGGCUGGAAGGGGUAAAAUUUGGUUGGAUGAUGUAAAUUGUCAAGGCGACGAAACUUCAAUUGUCGAUUGUGGGCAUAGAGGAUGGGGCAUCAAUAACUGCGGUCACUCUGAAGAUGCCUCAGUAAUAUGUUAUGGACUACGCUCUGCAGGUAAGUUAAAAUAAUCCACUUUUUGCCUCUAGGUGACAUUCUCAUUAAAUAGAUAAAUAAAUAAAUAAUUAAAUCAUCGGGAGAAAUGGUCGGACAAAUACGCAUAUCAAUGAGCCAUUGAGGCGCGCGAAAUUUAAAGACAUCAGAGCACUUGUGGCUUGCAUUUGCUACUCCGACAAAAUUGUUUUCAAGAUAUCUGAUUCACGCUUAACUGCAUAGUUAUACAGUUUCGGCUAUGUUAUAGGCUUAUCUAGGUUCAGAUUAGUUAUUGGCGGUUUCAUCUGCGCGAAUAUUACCAUUUUCGACUCUGUUUUCGACUGAAAAUUUACAUAAAGCCUCCAAUUCUCUUUAUAGAGCGCGGCACAAUUUCUUGCUAUCGUUGUCUAUAUUAAACGUCCCUCUUUAUUGCGCGUCCGACGGGUGUAUUCAGGAGACUAACUUCCGAUGCGAAUGGGCCGAUUCUAAACUUCGCACUGAUCACUCUAGUUGUGCGUUAUCUUCGUUCACAUGUAAUUUAUUAAAGGCAAACUUACUUCUUUUUUGACUCCACUUUUUUCUCUACCGCCGUCUUACUCAUAGAGUAAUCAGUUAGAGCUAACGAAACUAAAAUUUUCGACUGAUCAUUAAGUCAGUUAUCUGUAAGGAAUAAUUAAAAUGCGUAAAGGUGUGAUCUGGCCUCACAAAAGGGAAAACAAUAGAGAGAUUGGGCUAUUGUUAGUUUCACCCGCCUACUCCACGAUGAAGAGUACUGCCGCGCGUUCAUGUUAACCAAUGAAAAAGACUCAUGUUCAGCAGUUUAGAAUUACAAUAAGCUAUAUAAUUAUGACAGACCUAGAAGCUUUCCCCGAUAGUAAGUAAAUGUCCCGAGAACAAUGGCCAUUUCUCUCUGCAAAGGUGAGCCUCUUGUGCGAUUUAGUUAUCUGAAUUUGAAGUUUUUGACAAGGGAGUGAGUCAGAUGACUAAAAGGUUGUAUAAUUCUAAGAAGAGUUGAUGGUUUAAACCUAUAAAAUUGGAAAGAUAAAGGAUCAAUACAACUAAUUGUUAGCGGAUUUCAAGCUUUGAAAGUAAUUAUUUUGGCCUUAGCAAACAGUUACUGUUUGACAAAAUUCGCAAUGCUGCACUGCAUGGCUGUAGGUCCGUAUGAGGUGCAAAAACUGCCUCUGGUCAAUUUCUAUUUUGUGGUCCAAAAACAACAGAAAAACCUUAGAGAGUGGCUCUUAAUUUUAACUAUUUAUGUUCUAACAUGGUUAUCAACACACAGGACUAGUUUUAGAAUUCAUAACAGGUAUUAAUAAAUGUCCUCCAAAAAGGCAUUACUGCAAUUUUCAAUUCAAAUCGCACAUAAUAGGUCAUAAUAUGCGGUGGGAAUUAAUAUACAAUUCCAUCUUUAUCUUGGAACAUAUGUGCAGCAUCAAAUGAGAAACAUUCAGGGAAACAACGUUUUAAGAAGAUAUAUUUACAAGACAAAGUGAAUUGUCUUUUCUAUGUACAAUAGAAUGUAAUCAUGUGUAUAUUUAGAUCUAUUGCUAUUGUUACAUGAAAAGGCUAAGUAUAGCCCCAGAAACCAAGGCAUCUGCUAAGUAUAGUUGCCCCAAGCAAUGUGAUGUUAAUGUAUGGGUUUAAGGUAAUAUGAGUCAAAAGUUACAAGAGACCAUUUUAUUGAAAAUUAUUUCAGCUUUGAGAUUGGUCGGCGGAUCCACGUGCUCGGAAGGGAGAGUUGAAGUAUUUCAUGACAACAUCUGGGGAACAGUUUGUGAUGACUCCUGGGAUAUAAAUGACGCACGCGUCAUUUGCCGUGAGCUGGGGUAUCGUGACGCUAUUAGCUCUCCAAGGUAUGCCCGAUUUGGGGCUGGAAGGGGUAAAAUUUGGUUGGAUGAUGUAAAUUGUCAAGGCAACGAAGCUUCAAUUGUCGAUUGUGGUCAUAGUGGAUGGGGCAACAAUGACUGUCGUCACUAUGAAGAUGCCUCAGUGGUAUGUUAUAGACUACACCCUGGAGGUAAGAGUGCUGAGCAUGUAUUCUUUGUAAGACAACCUAAAACAAUCCACUUUUUGCCCUUAAGCGGCAUUCUCAUUAAAGCGAUAAAUAAAUAA
Molecule: messenger RNA, 2903 nt
Organism: Porites lobata
Lineage: Eukaryota; Metazoa; Cnidaria; Anthozoa; Scleractinia; Poritidae
Source: the annotation of a GenBank genome assembly